Molecule: messenger RNA, 1216 nt
Organism: Anolis sagrei ordinatus
Lineage: Eukaryota; Metazoa; Chordata; Lepidosauria; Squamata; Anolidae
Gene: POU2AF1
Product: POU class 2 homeobox associating factor 1
Biological process (GO): positive regulation of transcription by RNA polymerase II
Cellular component (GO): RNA polymerase II transcription regulator complex
Molecular function (GO): transcription coactivator activity; DNA binding; POU domain binding
Source: RefSeq, a predicted model, not a curated record
AUGAUCGAAUGUCUCUUCUGUACAUUUCCACAUCACAGCCGCCAUGUGUUGUGGUGAAGAAAAAGCGGGGAGGGAAAAAAGCUGAAGUUCUUGCGGUUACAGGAUGUGACGAGCUCUUCUCGCUCAGAGGGACCCAGGUCCCAAAAAGGAACAUCUGAAGAGCCUAUGAUCACAUAAAAAGGUGCCCAGAGUCUCACCAAAAAAACCAAAAGAGGGGUGAGAAAAAGGACUCCGCUUGCUAGCAGAAAAUGCACUGGCAAAAAGCUUCUGCCCCAGAGCCACCCCCUCCGCAGCCCUCCCCUCGCCCCUACCAAGGUGUCCGAGUCAAAGAGCCGGUGAAGGAGCUCCUCAAGAGGAAGCGUGGCAGCCUCCAGAAUGCCAAUGGAGCCACUGCAGCCACCACGACGGUAUUUUUCCCCCAUCAGGCGCUCCCAUCUUAUUCGCCAGCAGGCCAGGUCUGUACCGAUUCAGAGUUCGUUGCUUCUCCAUUGGUGGAUGAUGGGACUCUCUAUUCUGGAUGGCUAGCGCAACCCUCUCCGGCCGCUCUGCAGCCAUUGACCCAAUGGACAGCCUAUCCUGAUUACAUGCCACACGAAGCGGUCAGCUGCCCUUACACGGGGGAGAUGUACGUCCAGCCAGUCUGCCCCAGUUACACACUGGUGGGGACCUCGUCAGUGCUGACCUAUGCCUCCCAACCCCUGAUCACCAACCUGACGGCAAGGUCCACCUCGACUCCGACCGUCAUGCCUCACUUGGAUAUGUUGGAACAACAAGGCCCCCUGAGCUACUUUCCAUGGACUCAACCCAUCUCUACUCUUCCGGCUCCUUCCUUACAAUAUCAGACGGCUUCCUCGGCCCUUCCGGCCCCCCAAUUCCUUCCCCUUCCUGUGUCAAUCCCGGAAGCUGUCCCUCAAGACCUGGAAGACACCAGGAAAGAGCUGGGUGGACUGUCGAUGGAGAAGCUCCUCCUUCAAGAGGAGAAUCAUGGCAUCUUUGACUUAAGCAACAGCCUUCCAGUUGAAGGACUCUAAAUCCCCAUUGCAACCAAACAAACAGGGUGAAAUGUCUCAGGAAGGAUGUUUCCUUCUGUGUCUUAUCUCUCUUUCAACGGUUUCAGAAAUGUUCUCAAGAAGUUGUCCUUUCAACAACCCCAUUGAAGGCAGUUCAGCCAGGACAGGCAUGGGCAAACUUGGGGCCCUCCAGGUGUUUUGGACUU